ACAUAAGGACGUGCACGACAGCCAGCUGUUGGCGGAUAUCCAUGGUGAUAUCUCUUCGGAGGAAGGCGUGUCAUCUCUCCCAAUUACUAAGCGCCCCUUUGUCCUCUGUCUAUGCCCAGCCAGCCAGCGAUACUCAUGGCGGCUGCACCAGUCAAACAGCGCUCGGGAACGAGGGCUCAGCUCCCUCCCUGCUACUACGAAGGAUACCUGGAAAAACGGGGACCGAAAGAAAAGAUCUCUCGGCGGCUGUGGACCUGUCUGUGUGGGAACACCCUCUUCUUCUUUAAUAAUGCCAAGGACACUCACUAUGUGGAGAAGAUGGAUCUCAGUGGCUUUGUCUCACUCAAAGACGACUGCAGCCGAGACAGAAACCUGGAGGCAGCUAGACUCAUACUGCGCAUGAAGGAUGGCGAGACAAAACUCACAGUUGCCAAUCUAGAGGCUCGAGAGCUAUGGAAGGGCUUCCUCCAAUCUGUCGUAGAUCUGAGUGUGCCUAGCUGUCUGACGUUGCUGCCGGGGCAGGUACAGAUGCUGAGAGAGGUGGUGGACCGAGAAAGGAACAGACGCAGAGCAGCACGCACCCCCACCCGCGCUCCCCCCUCACCCCUAUCAGUACCUCUACUAGGGGAGAUACCAUCGUGUUUCCGGCCUGUGUCGAGGACUGAGGCAGAAGUUCUGUUAGAGAGACAUCCAGACUGUGGCAACAUGCUGCUGAGGCCCGGCAGAGACGGAUCUUCGUUGGCUGUCACCACCCGCCAGGAUCUCAACGGGUCAGUGUUCAGACACUAUCGUGUGACUCAGAGAGAGCAGGGAGGAUAUGUGAUAGACGUUGAGAACCCAAUUCCCUGUGCUACGCUUCAUGAUGUCAUCGAUGCGCUGGUGGAGAAGACAGCAGGAACCCUUCAGCCUUUUCUUCUGGAGGAACCUUAUGAGGAGAACAUCACGUUUGUUUCGUCCAAUGAAGAGAAUGGAGAGAGAAUAUUACACUGUGCCCCUUCCAGCCCACUACCCAAAGCCCCCGCCCUACCUCCCAAACAAGAGCGAUGGAAACCCCUACCCAGGUCUCCCGCUCCCGACCGCCGUAUUCUGUCAGCUGUGACAUCACCAGUACCGUCAUCACCCAGCAGCCCAAUGAGACGGCUUGUUCUCUCCCCCUCCCCCCUCCUCGCACAAAGCCUCACAGAGGAGCUCAAAAUGAAACUGGAGAAGAGACGGACCAGUCAGGAUUGACUUCCUGUAAUUUCUCAGCCAACUAGCGGUCAAAACUCUUCCACCACCAGCAGCAGCAGCUUUCUUCUCUUCCUGUGCCUUCUGAUUGGUGGACUACAGAAUAGGUGGUCCUCAUGGAUCACAGUCCUACAGUACCUUUCAAAGUGUUUCCCACCAUGUUUGGGUAACGCAUCUUAUCCACCUGAGUUGUGUUCAGCAGCCUAAAAUUGCAGCCUCAAAACAGUUUUCAAGAAGGGAUUAACCAGUGGGGUUGAGCAUUUAAAUGAGCACACAAAUACAAAGGACCAAUGACUGAGCCUGUUACUCCAUUGUUCCGAUUGAGCCAACGUGUCUGUUGUCCUGCUGCUGAUGUAACUGACGCCACACUGGAGACUAGAAAGAGUGACACCAAAAGCUUGAGAAACCAGACUAGAGAGAGAGACUAGAGCGGUAGUCACCAAUCCUGGUCCCGGAGUGCUACUGGGUGUGUGUUGCAGGCUUUUGUUCAAACCCAACACUAACACCUGGAUCAACGAAUUAAAGUCUUGAUAAAUGAAAUCAUGUGUGUUAUUGCUGGGCUGGAACAAAAGCAUGCACACCUUGAACCUGUACAUCACUGCAGACCUUCCAGGUCCUGGGUUAAUGACUACUGGAUUAGAGAUAAAUAUGUCUAGUUGUUUUUGUGCAUCUAGAAUGCCAAUGCUCUAAUCUAUUGUAUUAUGUUGGUGCAAUGAUGGUAUGGUGCUCCACUUGACUAAACCUUCUCUACUGUGUGUGUCGUUGCUACAACUCACGUAAAACCUUAUUUUCUAGUGUGUGUGUGUGUGUGUGUGUGUGUGUGUGUGCGCGUGCGCGCGCGCUAGGCCUAGGCUAUUGUUAGCCGACUAUACUCAACUAAACUCCAUGAUUCACGACGGAGUUGAGCGGCAACUAGUGUAGGCGGACUGGAGCUCCGACAUCACGAAAAUGUAGUUUUUUAAAUCAAAAACAAUUGAUUUUAGCACCCAAGGAAUAGCCGCAAUUACACAGAACAAUGUUGUGUGUAAUUGCGGGCUAUUCUUUGGGUGCUGAAAUCAGUAGAUCUGGAUAAAAACAUAAUUUUAUGUGAUGUCGGAGCUCCAGUCCGCCUAAACUAGUCACCACUCAACUCCAUUUUAAAUCAUGGAGUUGAGUUUAAUCGGCUAGGCUACUGUGUGAUGCUAUGACCUACUGGUGCUAGGACACUUUUUACUCCUCAAAGGUUCUUUGUCCUGUUGCAACAAAUAACAAAGUAUGAAAGUAUUUUAAUUUAGGCUUACUGUACACCAUUGAUUGCAUUUGCUCCUCUUGUUCUUUGGUGUUGUGGGCUGGUACACAAGCACAAUCCAGUGGAACUCAAACCCUGUGAUCAUUGGCUGAUUUGUUCAAAGGGAGUGCAUCCUCUAUUGGACUCUCAGAACUACACUGUACAUUGUCUUGUACAAUACUCUCUAUGUCCUGGGUGUUGGUCAGUGUUGUUUAAGAAAAACAUCAGUGGUAUUUAUAAGAUGUCCUAUUCAAGGAUAUUAAAUAAAUGGUUUGCAUGAAACAAGAAUA
Molecule: messenger RNA, 2784 nt
Organism: Oncorhynchus kisutch (coho salmon)
Lineage: Eukaryota; Metazoa; Chordata; Actinopteri; Salmoniformes; Salmonidae
Gene: stap2a
Product: signal transducing adaptor family member 2a
Exons: 11
Coding region: 112-1230 (372 amino acids)
Molecular function (GO): signaling adaptor activity
Source: RefSeq, a predicted model, not a curated record